Molecule: messenger RNA, 250 nt
Organism: Amoebophrya sp. A25
Lineage: Eukaryota; Dinophyceae; Syndiniales; Amoebophryaceae
Source: the annotation of a GenBank genome assembly
AUGAGUAUAAUCGAUAAGAUGAUCCAUGGGAUCCGCCAGGAUCAGGAGAUUAGGCCGUCAGGCUUCUGGGGUCCGGUCUGCGCGGACGAGGUGGCAAAGCGACGGAAGCGCGCCAUCGAGUCUACUCAAAAAAUUGAAGCUGCGGCAACCACGCCUGUACGGGACCACUGGGCCGAGGCGCCCCAAGUCGAGGAAAUGUGGCGCCAGAUGUCUGAUCUCAUCGAGUCGGGAAGAUGGACGAAAGUCCCUG